Molecule: messenger RNA, 729 nt
Organism: Arctia plantaginis
Lineage: Eukaryota; Metazoa; Arthropoda; Insecta; Lepidoptera; Erebidae
Source: the annotation of a GenBank genome assembly
AUGAAAGAUUGGGUCAAUAAAGUAGCAGUUGUGACAGACUGUGGAGAUGACAUAGGUAUCACUAUUAUUGAACAGCUGGCUAAAGCUGGUAUGAUCGUAAUUGGUUUCAAUAAAGAUGAAAAUGUUCUAGAAGGAGUUACCGAAAAAUUUAAAUCUUUGAUCGUAAACAAAAUAAGUGGAAAAAUUGUGUUAUGCCGUUGUGACAUUACGAAAAUAAGUCAACUAGAAAGUGCUUUUGAAAAAAUCCUAGGUGCCUAUGAAGGAGUAGAUGUGUUGGUAAAUAAUGCAUAUUGUAAUACAGAUUGUCUUGUGAACACGGGAAGUGUUGAGGAUUUCAGACAAAUUAUCGAUGUUAAUAUAUAUGCAGUAGUGGCUUUUAUAAGAUUAGUAGCUGCGAAUAUGAUUGAAAAGAAAAAGAGGGGACAUAUUAUUAAUAUAAAUGAUCUCUGCUCUUAUCAACUUCCUGCUGAGACAAGAAAAAGUGUGUUUAUAGCAGCUAAAGCUGCUAUUACAUCAGUUAACGAAAUUUUGCGUCACGAAUUUCGAUAUUUAAAAGCUAAUAUCAAAGUUACUAAUAUUGCUUGUGGAAAUAUAGAGAGUUCAACAGAAGCAGCACAAGAUCAGCCUAAAUUAAAAAUAAGAGACGUUGCAAAGUUAGUCAAGUUAAUAUUGAAUACGCCAGAGGAACUACAAGUGCAUGAAGUUUUAAUAGAUUCAGUGGCUGAAUAG